GGCACAUAUUUAAACGAGCGAAUGGAUCAAUAGAGAGCGAGAAAAUAAAAACAACUGAGACACACUGAUGCGUCACUGAUGUGUUAGCAAAGCAAUUUUAAAUGUGACAGUUCUAUAAGAAUUUUAUUGACGUCUGUGUAUAUAAGUUGUGUUUUUGCCGGUAAUUUGAUUAAUCGUUCAAGCCAAAGAAUAACUGCGACACGUAUUACUUCGCAUGUAGGUUGCGGUCUAUAAGAAAAUAAAUACAAAGGCCAAGUCACGAAGACUAGCAGUAAUAAUGAGAAAAAUAUUACUUUUGUUUCUGGCGAUAGCCACAACAUGCGCGGCCGAGCUUUCAAGAAUACCUCUGUAUCGGAUGAAGACAGUUCGCAAACACUUCCAUGAGGUGAACACAGAGCUGCAAGUGACCCGCAUCAAGUAUGCCGCUUCGGGGCCUGCUCCCGAGCCACUUUCAAACUACCUUGAUGCGCAGUACUUCGGGCCGAUCUCGAUCGGCAACCCGCCGCAGUCGUUCAAGGUGGUGUUCGACACGGGCUCCUCCAACCUAUGGGUGCCCUCCAAGAAGUGCCACUACACCAACAUCGCCUGCCUGCUGCAUAACAAGUACGACAGCACCAAGUCGAAGACGUACCGCAAGAACGGCACGGAUUUCGCCAUCCACUACGGCAGCGGCAGCCUGUCGGGCUUCCUCUCCACAGAUGACGUCAACGUGGGCGGGCUGGUGGUACGCGGCCAGACGUUCGCGGAGGCGCUGUCGGAGCCCGGGCUCGCCUUCGUGGCCGCCAAGUUCGACGGCAUCCUGGGCAUGGCCUUCGCCUCGAUCUCCGUGGACCGCGUGACGCCGGUGUUCGACAACAUGGUGGCCCAGGGGCUGGUGCCGCAGCCCGUCUUCUCCUUCUACCUCAACAGGGACCCGAGCGCGGCGCAGGGCGGCGAGAUCAUCCUGGGCGGCUCUGACCCCGCCCACUUCCGCGGGCCCUUCGCCUACGCGCCGCUGUCGCGCGCCGCCUACUGGCAGUUCCGCCUGGACGGCGUCGCGCUCAACGGCUCGCGCUUCUGUGAACAGGGUUGCGAGGCGAUCGCGGACACGGGCACGUCGCUCAUCGGAGGGCCCGUGGCCGACAUGGCGGCGCUGAACCGCGCGCUGGGCGCCACGCCCGUCGCCUUCGGCCAGUUCGCCGUGGACUGCGCGCUCGUGCCCCGCCUACCCCCAGUGGCCUUCACCGUCGCCGGGAAGGACUUCCGCCUCGACGGGGCCGACUACGUGCUGAGGGUGUCGCAGUUCGGCAAGACGGUGUGCCUGUCGGGCUUCAUGGGCAUCGACAUCCCGCCGCCCAACGGGCCGCUGUGGAUCCUGGGCGACGUGUUCAUCGGCCGCUUCUACACCGAGUUCGACGCGCUGAACCGCCGCGUCGGCUUCGCGGAGGCCGUCUAGCGCGGCGACCUUCCGCGAUCUCGUAUUAUGUAUUGGCAGACCUCCGUUACGACUGCAACUUGUCAUAUACUCUCAAUACCUACACACCCACAAUAGUUUGCGGAGGAUUGAGGUAAAUCCACCCAGUUUCCUUAGUUAAAUCUAAAAUUUUAAUUAUUGGUUGCCUCGUCCCCCUCUCGCCCGCGGUAUUGCUAUAUAUUUUUUCGUAGUCUUGUUUAUUUAGUCCCUUGCAAAGACCAGUUUUGCCGAGCGAAAGUACUGCGUCUUUGGUCGACAUUAUGAGCAACUUACCGCGUCAAAUUAAUGCCUAUUAGAUACAAUAUUUCACGGUGUAACUUCUCACAUUCAAUUUCUCUUCAUCUGUACUUGUGUACAUAUGUACAUCUGUACACGUGUCACCCGCUCAUGUGACUCGAUGUAACGUCAGACGUAUAUUUGAUGUAUGUGUAGUAGUUAGUCUUAACUUUUUAGAAUUGUAUCUGUUUUAGAUUAUUAACAGAAUUGCUUUCUAUAGAUCUGUUUAUGAACUCUGAUAUACCUUAUAUAUUUAUUAUUGAUAUAUUUGUAGAGCUUUAAAGUGCAAUAAUACAGUGAAAGCUAUCGUUUGGUCAGUAAACUCAAAUGUUACUGAUAACAUAAAAGAGCCAAAGAAAAAAAAUAAUUGUUUUCGAUUGUGAAUUUUAAUAAAACUAUAGUUAUUACAAAAAAAUUUGAUCUGCAUCUCAAACAUGUUUCAGACGCUAGCUCUCUGAUAUCAUUUAAUACUUACAGGUCCACAAAGAUGUCUAAUGUAAUGUAAUUUUGCUCUUAAUUUUUCAAUACACUUUCAAUAAACUAA
Molecule: messenger RNA, 2273 nt
Organism: Melitaea cinxia (Glanville fritillary)
Lineage: Eukaryota; Metazoa; Arthropoda; Insecta; Lepidoptera; Nymphalidae
Gene: CatD
Product: lysosomal aspartic protease
Exons: 10
Coding region: 278-1435 (385 amino acids)
Biological process (GO): proteolysis; cell death
Cellular component (GO): lysosome
Molecular function (GO): aspartic-type endopeptidase activity
Source: RefSeq, a predicted model, not a curated record